AUGAAUCACUACGAAAAACAGCUGUAUACUGUAUUCAAAACCUUUGACGUAGAUAAUGAGGAAGCCUUAGAUAAGUCUUCUGUACAAGAGUUGUGUGAUGCGUUGCAGCUAGAAGACCGAGGCGCAGCCCUUGUCGACUCGCUGUUCGAGCGGCGUUCCGGUCGUGUCACCUUUACGCAGUUCAGGAACGGGCUGCUCUCCGUACUUGGUGGCAGCGACCCUGCGCCACUUCCCACCACUGCUCCCGCAGCCACACCGACGCAUAGCGACGAGGACUCUUCGGGACGUGAGGCUGCACCAAAGUUUGUAUUUGGCUCCAAGAAAUACGGACGCAAAUCACGGCCACAACACGUCGCGUCUGACGAGGUACCGCGGCCUCGAGUAGCCUCUGAUUCACGUCUAGACGGCGAGCGUUCGAGACAACGAAUAAAGUGCAAACGGAGUGCCUCUGUCAUGGAAAGUCGAGAUUCCACAGCCUUCGAGUAUGCGGAAGAUGUCGCAGGUGACCUUAAUCACGAUAAACGCGUAGAUCGAGAGCGGGCACUUUCGUUAUGUCGCAGUCUUCAGAUGACCGGAAUUGACAGGCAACUUGUAGAUGGUAUAUUUGAAAGUAUGCCCACAAACGAGAUUACUGUUGGUGACUUUUUUGAUCGUCUUAACACAUCUCUCACCACAUCGAUAGCCACUUCUUUGGGUGGCGGCAUGAAGCAGUCACAUGAUGGUCUCUUAAGCCCUACAGAAAAUGAGCUAGAUAAUACCGUUCCGAGUGAUGCUGUGGUGGAGGUAUGGGAGCGUGCUGGCGUGCAACGGCCACGGCGCUUGCUUAUGGAGCUGGGUUUUUCUACUGCCUCAGUGCGUCCUCCUGAUCUGGAACGUGCGCUUGAUGAUGAACUGCAGGCAAUUUUAGCAACUCCUGAUGGCCAGGCAGACCCCUGCAACCUUUUGUUUCAAGCUUCAUUGGCUCUUGUUCGAUUAAGGCUGGAACUAUCGCAGCAACGUAUCUCCAUCGCAAUUGCCGAGCGUGACAAACUGCGCAGUGAUCUCUCUGAAGCAAACCGCCGUGCAUGUCUCCUCGCACAGGAUGUUGACGAGAAUCAUGCUCGAAUUGAAGCAGAAUUGAAAGCAAGCUUACGGCAGGUGGAAAUCCGGCACUCCGAGGCGACCCGAGCUGCUGCUGUUGAGGUAGCUUCCGAACGAGAGCGGGCGGCUGCAGUGCGUGCUCGCCUUGAAGAAGAAGUUUCGAGGCGCACCGACAUUGAAGCAAGAUUGCGAGCAGAUGUCAUGACUCUACAAGAAAGAGUAAAAGAUCUUGAGGCACGUGCUACAUCAGCAGAAGAGCGCGCAUUACAGGCUGAAAGGGAGCGGGCACGUCUCGCUGCAGAAAAUAAGGAGGCGGAGGAGAGUGGGGCGGGGGCUGCAGAGGCAUCGCGCCUUGCCACCUCACAUCUUGAGGCACUGGUCGACGAACUCCGCCUUGAGAAUAAAUCGUUGCGCGACCGUAAUGAUGAACUGUGUGCUGCACUGGAAGCAGCACCAUUACGGCCCAGUGGAAUGCGGGGUGGUGUCAAUGACGGCACCUCAUGGCGCGAUGAGUCUGCGCUUGAUGCUUCACUUCCACUUGAUGAUCAUUAUGAAGAGUGUGAUUCGUCUUCACUUAGCAUGGAUCAAAAUGCACAGCGUGAUGAGGCAAUCAAAAGACUUCAAAGUGUUUGUGAACGCGUAAGAGAAUUAUCAUUGUCUAUGAAUGGAAAAUGUGAAUCAUGCAGCACUGUCAUCCGAAUUAUCGCCACAAUUCAAGCCAGUGUGCUUGAGAUGGGAGAAGGCUUGUUACAGUCUGUAGAAGCUGCUACACAGACAGAGGCUGGCUGCUGUGCGGAUGCUGCAGAGUUGGCAGAGACUCUUGAAACCACAAAACGGACACAUAUGGAGGAGAAGUCCCAGCUAAUGGGUGUCAUAAGCGAACUGGAGUCUACAUAUGAACAACUAAAAUUGGAUUAUGAUAAAUGCGAGGAAUACUGGUUGGCUAAGUUGGACGAAGAGCGUGAAAUAUUCAAUGAGGAGCAGAGGGCUGGUGACGAGAGGUUGGCUGAGCUAGUGAACAAGAUUGGGGAGUAUGAGCGUCAAUUCGCGCAGGCGGCUCUGCCCACAAUCGACGAGCGCGCCAGCCUCGAGCUGCAGGUGACGGAGCUAGAGGAGGAGUUCGCGAAGUUCCGGCGCGACAAGGAGGCCGAGCUGGCGGCGCGCGCCGAUGAGCUGGCGCGCCUGCGCAGGCGCCUCGACGACGCGGAGCGCCGCAUACCGCUGCCCAACCCCACCCCGUGUGCGUGCGCGUGCGGCGGGGCGUGCAGCGGGGCGGGCGGCGGGGCACUGCGCGCGCGCGCCGCCCGUGCCGAGCGCGCGGCGCAACGGCUGGCGGCGCGCCUGGCGCACGCCGACUUGCUCGUCAAGGACCUCUACCUCGAGAACUGCCGCCUGGCGCACCGCCCGCGCCUGCCCUGA
This is a messenger RNA of Parnassius apollo (apollo), 2499 nucleotides long. The record is from the annotation of a GenBank genome assembly. NCBI's taxonomy places the organism in Eukaryota, Metazoa, Arthropoda, Insecta, Lepidoptera, Papilionidae.